AAAACACGUCCGUUGUUUGUGAGACUAUGUCAGCGGUCGUGUCGCAUCUCAGUGCGAGUCGGUUGGCGGACGCGCGCGUUGAUCUCAUCAACAUUAACUACGAUGUACUAAGCGGCCGUAGCCCGCGAAUAUUUUAAAUACAUAUUCAAAUAAGAAAUAUUUGAUUUGUCUUAUUAAGUUUUUUUUUAUUAAGCUUCAAUAAUGUGGAGGAGUGCUCUAAUCUUAUUAGGUGUCUGCUUAACUUUCACUUGUACUGAGGGUGAUGAAAUUGUGCGUGAUGCAAGGGGUAUCUUCACGAAGAAUUUCUUCGGUGGUGUAUGGGGAAACCGACCUCCCUUUUUGGAUGCCAAUCGAUUCAGAACAACAUGCACUUGCAAAUGCGGUGAACGAAAUGAAGUAUCCAGAAUAGUUGGAGGUGUAGAAGCAGGAGUUGAUGAGUUUCCUUGGAUUGUCAAGCUUCAGUACUUUAAGAAAUUUUACUGUGGCGGGAUGCUAGUCAACGACAGAUAUGUUCUAACGGCUGCUCAUUGUGUGAAAGGGUUCAUGUGGUUCAUGAUUAAGGUGACCUUUGGGGAACACAACAGGUGUAAUGCGACCGAGAGGCCUGAGACGAGAUUUGUUGUGCGAGCCAUUUCCCACAACUUUAGUAUGAGCAACUUCAACAACGACAUCGCUCUGUUGAGACUUAAUGAAAAAGUUCCAAUCUCGGAAGCGAUCAAACCGAUUUGUUUGCCUUUUAACGAUGACAGUCUCUAUGUCGGAGUGACAGCCGUAGCCUCGGGCUGGGGAACUCUAACAGAGGAGGGCAAAGUCUCCUGCACUCUGCAAGAGGUAGAAGUACCGGUAUUAAGCAACGAAGAAUGCCGUAAAACGAAAUAUACAGCAGCCAUGAUAACCGAUAGGAUGUUGUGCGCCGGCUAUCCGAAAACGGGACAAAAGGAUUCUUGUCAGGGAGACAGCGGCGGCCCGCUCAUAACCGAGAGGAAAGACAAACGUUACGAAUUGAUUGGUGUAGUGUCGUGGGGAAACGGCUGUGCCAGGGCUGGCUACCCAGGCGUUUACACCAGAGUCACGAAAUACUUGGACUGGAUUCGAGAAAAUACUAAGGAUGGGUGCUAUUGCUCUAGCAAAAUGUGGUUGUUGGUGUUUUGUUGUCUCUUGCGUGUUGCUUCGGGUACUCCUACGCCGCGAUAUAUCAAUGAGGGAGGAGUUUCGCUUAGCGAAGAUUCAUCUAAUAUACGAUCACAAUACCAAGGACAGCUGCCACCAUGUCAAGACUGUCAUUGUGGAGAACGUAACGAGAAGCCUCGUGUGGUUGGAGGUAUGGGGACAAAUGUCAACGCCUUCCCGUGGCUGGCUCGACUCAUUUACCAAAAGUCUUUCGGAUGUGGAGCUUCGUUAAUCAACGAUAGAUAUGUUGUGUCUGCAGCUCAUUGUUUGAAAGGCUUCAUGUGGUUCAUGUUUCGUGUGAAAUUCGGAGAGCACGAUCGCUGUGACCGCUCUCAUACGCCGGAAACCCGUUACGUCGUCAAAGUCAUAGUCCACAACUUCAACCUCAAGGAGCUUAGCAAUGACAUUUCGCUGAUACAGCUGAGCCGGCCUAUUGGGUACUCGCACGCCAUCCGACCUGUAUGCCUGCCUAAGACACCAGACAGCUUAUACACCGGGGCUGAAGCUAUAGUGGCAGGAUGGGGAGCUACUGGUGAGACCGGGAAUUGGUCCUGCAUGUUACUUAAGGCAGAAUUACCAAUAUUAAGUAACGAAGAGUGUCAGGGUACCAGCUACAAUUCUUCGAAGAUAAAGAAUACGAUGAUGUGCGCCGGUUAUCCGGCCACUGCACAUAAAGAUGCUUGUACGGGCGACAGUGGCGGUCCUUUGGUUGUUGAAAACGAAAGAAACGUCUAUGAACUAAUAGGAAUCGUUUCGUGGGGCUACGGGUGUGCUAGAAAGGGUUACCCUGGAGUGUAUACGAGGGUUACCAAAUACUUGGACUGGAUCAGGGACAAUACCGACGGGGCUUGCUAUUGCAAAUUUUGAUUUGAAUGAUUACAGCAACAAAACUGUGUCAUAUUUUCGUAAUGUAAAUACCUCGCUUUUGAAAUAAAGAAAAAGGAAUACUAAAA
Molecule: messenger RNA, 2123 nt
Organism: Bombyx mori (domestic silkworm)
Lineage: Eukaryota; Metazoa; Arthropoda; Insecta; Lepidoptera; Bombycidae
Product: serine protease-like protein
Exons: 14
Coding region: 202-2037 (611 amino acids)
Biological process (GO): proteolysis
Molecular function (GO): serine-type endopeptidase activity
Source: RefSeq, a predicted model, not a curated record